AUGAAGUUAUUAAACGAUAUUUAUGGGCGUCAGUGGUGUAAUGGUCAGCAUGGUUGCCUUCCAAGCAAUCGACGGGGGUUCGAUUCCCCCCUGACGCAUCUGGGAGCAGUAUUUUCUCUGGUCCACCGCCAUUUUACAGGUUGUGGCCACCACUCAAAAUAUCCUACAACUCAGUUGCAACACACACCAUACUGCUCUACAUUAUGUUGGCUUAUGACCUGA
Messenger RNA from Brugia malayi, 222 nucleotides. RefSeq lists its product as uncharacterized. The record is from RefSeq and is a predicted model, not a curated record. Bases 1 to 222 code for a protein of 73 amino acids. NCBI's taxonomy places the organism in Eukaryota, Metazoa, Nematoda, Chromadorea, Rhabditida, Onchocercidae. The transcript has 2 exons.